This is a messenger RNA of Drosophila ananassae, 2048 nucleotides long. It is a transcript of the gene Cln7, whose product is annotated as major facilitator superfamily domain-containing protein 8. Lineage: Eukaryota; Metazoa; Arthropoda; Insecta; Diptera; Drosophilidae. Gene Ontology annotation, biological process: transmembrane transport. Gene Ontology annotation, molecular function: transmembrane transporter activity. The record is from RefSeq and is a predicted model, not a curated record. Bases 359 to 1933 code for a protein of 524 amino acids. The transcript is spliced from 6 exons. Gene Ontology annotation, cellular component: lysosomal membrane.
AGUGAAAUCGGUGCAGGGGGUCCUUUGUUUUGCUAACUGCCAGAGCGAGGCAGCUGCAGCUUAUUAUUAAAAAAAAAUUAACAAAAAUAUAACUACAUAAAGACAAAAAAACACAGAGAGAGAGAGCGGAUAACAACAAACGACGGCGACUGUCCCCGUUCCCCAACGAAAACAAAAACAAUCCAUACAUGCAUCUCAUUAUUUACACAAAAGUGUUGAAGUGUCUGUUUCAAAUAAAAAGAAAAAAUAAAAACAUAGAAGUAAAUUAACAAUGACUGUGGCGGUGAAAUAAAGAAAGAAGUCCAAAGCUCGUAUUACAAUCUACUUAACCACCGAUCGGAUUACAAAGACAACCACCAUGGAGCGGGUGAGGCGAGCUUUCACGCGCCUGGAAACCAAAAGACUGCCCGAGGAUGUGGACGACGGCCUGGAGACCCUGGAGGAGUACAAGCAGCGCUGGCGCUCCGUCCGCAUCAUUUACUUUACCAUGUUCCUGAUGUCCCUCGGAUUCAGCAUCAUUCUCACCGGCAUCUGGCCGUUUCUUAAAAAGUUAGAUCCCGAUGCGGGCAAGGAGUUCAUGGGUCUGAUUGUGGCCGCCAAUCCCCUGGGUCAGAUGAUCUUCAGCCCGAUCUUCGGCUGGUGGGGCAACCGACUGGGCACCAUCCGAUUGCCUCUGCUUGUAUCGCUAGCGCUCUUCACAUUCGCCAGCGGACUGUAUUCCUCGCUGGAGCUGCGUCCCGACAACGUCAAGUACUGGAUGCUGGGCUCCCGGUUCCUCAUUGGAGUCAGCUCCGCGAACAUAGCUCUGUGCCGGUCCUACUUGUCCGCUGCCACGCGAAUCAGCGAGCGAACACAUGCCGUUUCCAUGGUGUCCCUGGCACAGGUGCUGGGCUUCAUCAUCGGUCCCACUCUCCAGGCUCUAGUGACUCCCCUGGGAGAUGUGGGCCACAUUUGGCUGGGGGGCCUGAUGCACUUUAACAUGUACACUGCAGCCGGAUGGAUCAAUGUGGUAAUGAGCCUUGGAAACUUUAUGCUAUUCCUGCCGUGCAUGUUCCAGGAGCACAAAAUAGCCGCUAGGGAGGUGAUGGUCAUGCAGGGAGGAACCUCUGAGCGCGAAACCUGGAAGGGCAUCAAACCCAACUACCUCUCCGCCUGGACUCUCAUCGUUGCCUUCUUCGUCCUGGUCUUCAACUUUGUCCUGCUGGAAACACUGGGCACCUCGCUGACUAUGGACAUGUUUGCGUGGUCCAACGACGAGGCACUCUGGUACAUGGGCAUCAUGAUGACAGUGGCCGCCAUCGUCUCCCUCAUCACCUUCGUCUUAAUCGAACCCAUGUGCAAGUUGUUCGCGGAGCGCUAUGUCCUCAUCUGGGGCGGCUUCUCGCUGAUGUUCCUGGGCCGAAUACUCUUCGUACCGUGGGGCCCUGAUCCUCCGAAGCUGGCCCAGCCCUUCAACGCCAGUCUCAACCUGAGUGCCGAUGAUCCCAUAUACCUCGGAUGUCCGCCCUCGCAGGAGUGGUGUGGCGAGCUGCCUGCUCUCACGCUGACUCAGUUCAUAAUUGGCUUCGCCCUCACCUCGGUGGGUUAUCCAAUCGGAGUGACCCUCAUCCAGACCAUCUUUUCGAAGGUGCUGGGACCGCGACCGCAGGGCGUGUGGAUGGGUUGGAUGACGGGAUCUGGUUGCCUGUCGCGUGUUCUGGGUCCUGUCUUCGUUGGCUCCAUCUACACCAGGCUGGGAACCAACUGGACCUUCGGGGUGACCUCGUUUAUGAUGCUUGUCUCGAUGUUUUGGCUGCAGUGCAGCAAUCGCCUGCUUAUUCCGCCCACCUUUGAAAAAGUAUCGCCUGUGGAGCUACAAGAACUGAACAAAAACGGCGUAAAACUGGAUGACCACCCACCGGAGCACGAGUCCUUGACGAACUCGAAGGCGUGACGAAGCAUAGCUCCGAUCUUUUGGACCUUGUUGCAAUACUGCCCCCAAGAAAGUAUCUUGUUCUCAGUUCCAGAACUUCAAAUCAAUAGAAUAUCUAUAUAUUUUUGCAUAUUUA